Messenger RNA from Talaromyces rugulosus, 1059 nucleotides. RefSeq lists its product as uncharacterized. Lineage: Eukaryota; Fungi; Ascomycota; Eurotiomycetes; Eurotiales; Trichocomaceae. Gene Ontology annotation, cellular component: spliceosomal complex. The transcript has 4 exons. Gene Ontology annotation, molecular function: RNA binding. Gene Ontology annotation, biological process: regulation of mRNA splicing, via spliceosome; mRNA processing. The record is from RefSeq and is a predicted model, not a curated record. Bases 1 to 1059 code for a protein of 352 amino acids.
AUGGCGAGCACCGUCGAUGCAAAGCUGCUUCGGCGGACGAAAUUCCCACCGGAAUUCAGUAAAAAGGUGGACAUGACCAAGGUCAACCUCGAAGUCAUGAAAAAAUGGAUUGGCGGAAAGCUCGCAGUGAUACUUGGUGACGAUGAUGACGUCGUCAUUGAGCUAUGUUUCAAUCUCUUGGAGGGCACCCGAUUUCCCGAUAUCAAGUCUCUUCAGAUCCAGCUUACCGGCUUCUUGGACAAAGAAACCCCUCAAUUUUGCCAGGAACUAUGGAACCUCUGCCUAAGCGCCCAAUCCAGCCCGCAAGGAGUACCUAAAGAAUUAUUGGAGGCAAAGAAGCUGGAGCUGAGGCAAGAAAAGCCGAGAAAGCUGCCGAAGAAGCGCGUCGACGUAAAGAACAAGAGCAAGACCGAGAGAGGGAAUUGGAAAGCAUUCGCCAGAGGGAGAGGUUUGACCGAAACAGGAACUUCCGCGGGGGGAGAGGAAGUGGUCGGGACUAUGAUCGCCGGAGCUCGCGAUCUCCUCGUCGUCGGAGCCCCGAGCAUCGUGGGGGUCCUUCGCGGCGUGAAUUUGACUCAUAUGUACCACGAGGCGGCGGCGGGCGUGGCCGUCGACAGUCUAGACCACACUCUCGUUCGAUAUCUCGCUCACCAUCUUCUUCCAGAUCACCUCCCCGCCGUUCAUACCGCUCGGAAAGACGUGAUCGCAGACCCCCACGAACCUACAGCAGGUCCCCUUCCCCCCGAGGUGGACGAGGGCACACAAGAAACAGGCGGCGAAGCCCAUCUUACGGUGAUGAUCGAGAUAGACCUGCCACCCGCAGUGAUUCGUCACGCUCACCUAGUCCCAGAAGAACACGACGAAGAAACACAUCAUCCCCCAGCCGAUCACGUUCACCACCACCUAGAACCCACAAGAGAAAGGAUUCUCGGUCGAGGUCUCGACAGCCUAGACGGGGCGACCGUGAGAGGCGACCGGUAUCUGUUGACUCACGGGAUGGUGCAAAGGGAGAUUCAAAGACUGGCAAGACCCGGCACUCUAAAGAUGACCGCCGGUUGA